Verticillium dahliae VdLs.17 is the source of this 600-nucleotide messenger RNA. RefSeq lists its product as uncharacterized. The transcript is spliced from 2 exons. Gene Ontology annotation, molecular function: acyltransferase activity, transferring groups other than amino-acyl groups. The coding region runs from base 1 to 600 and encodes 199 amino acids. The record is from RefSeq and is a predicted model, not a curated record. NCBI's taxonomy places the organism in Eukaryota, Fungi, Ascomycota, Sordariomycetes, Glomerellales, Plectosphaerellaceae.
AUGACACGCAAAGUCUGGUCCUGCAACAACAUGUGCGAGAUUGCUUUGCGCGAUGCGCGCUACACUGAGCUGGCGGAGAUCGCCCAUGUUAUGGCUACAGCAUUUUGGGAAGACAAUCUGUUCGGCCAGCUCAUCCAUCCCCAUCGCGACGAACACCCAGAUGAUGUAGACCUUUACUGGUUGAGGCGAGCACGCGUGAACUUCUGGGACUUUCGCUGGAAAUGGCUGGUUGCAACGACUAAAGACGUCAACGGAAACGAAGUCAUUGCCGGCAUCGCACAGUGGGCCAGACUUGGAGAUGGCGGCCAGAAGAUGGAUUGCUGGUACUUGGAUCCCCGCAAGCGCGCCGAGUCGUGGUAUCUUGAAGCACUGGCGGUAAGGCCAGACUUUCAAGGCCAAGGUGUCGGCUACAAGCUCGUGCAAUGGGGUAUUCAACGAGCUCGGGAAGAAGGCAUCUGCGCGUCAGUUGUGAGCGCCAAGGGGAAAGACGGGUUCUACACCAAGUGUGGCUUCGAUGAACAAUACGGCUCAGCCCGACAGGGCGAAGGAAAUCCUUUGGCUGAAGUAGAGGGCGCAAAUAUGUUCUGGAAGUGGCCAUGA